Leopardus geoffroyi (Geoffroy's cat) is the source of this 2805-nucleotide messenger RNA. RefSeq names its product kynurenine aminotransferase 1 (gene KYAT1). The transcript is spliced from 14 exons. NCBI's taxonomy places the organism in Eukaryota, Metazoa, Chordata, Mammalia, Carnivora, Felidae. The coding region runs from base 944 to 2284 and encodes 446 amino acids. Gene Ontology annotation, molecular function: L-kynurenine:2-oxoglutarate transaminase activity; pyridoxal phosphate binding. Gene Ontology annotation, biological process: biosynthetic process. The record is from RefSeq and is a predicted model, not a curated record. Gene Ontology annotation, cellular component: cytoplasm; mitochondrion.
CAGAGACUGAGGAUCUGGUGGGGAACAGGAUACACGGUUCCUGUCCCUGGAGUCUAGUGAGGGUGACGGACAACCCAGCAGUUAACGUCCCUGAUGAGCUCUGUGGUGGAUGGAAGCUCAGGUCGUAGUUGUACAGUGGCAGGGGCAUCUGGCUCCGUCCGUCCGGGUGGAGUCAGAGAGGGCGUCUCAAAGUAGGUAACUUAAUCUGUGUCUGAAAGAUGGGCAGGGUGUCCGGAAGGAGGAACGAUGAGACCAGAGACCCAAGCAGAGCGGUGACCCACAUGAUCAGAGACCGCACAGGUUGGAAAUGUUCAGUCUGGCUUCUGCACGAAUCACUCCUUGCUCCUGGAGAAUGCCUUCUCAGGACCACAUCUGUGGCUUUUCCACCCUCCACUCUACACUUCACCUUUGGUGCAGCUCCAAACAGGAGGAUGCCCUGAUUUUAUAAUACAGGUGGGGGCGACAAAGGAACAGGGGAGAGUUCAUAGAAAGGAGGAAGUUCUUUACGGACACACCCACCUCCCACACAGACCCCACCCCCACCCCAUCCCCCAAAUUCCUCCGGCCUCCAGAUUGGCGGCCAAUUUGCUGUAAGCAGAAACUCUGCCCUCGUGAGUAAAGGCGUCAGCACUGGGGGCUCCCGUCUUCCAGGCUGCUUAAGCCCGCUUGGUUUCUCAGGUUGAGUGCUGGCCAUGACCCCUCCCCUUCCCCCCUGGUUCUGUAUAGUUCUGUAGCCAGCUGGGCAAAGUCACACCAGCUACGGUGGGAGAGGUACUCCUGCCCCAGCCGACGUGGGGCCACAUCCCACUGCCAGACGGCACUGCCAGAUCCUUGAAAAAACUACCAGAUGGUCAUUCUGCUUCCUCAUUCCUGGACAGCAGUGUAAGCUCUGGAUUUACAGCUGGGGUCCUUCUGUGAUUUUCUAGGACUCUGACUUUGGCUGAUGGGGCCCCUCCAGAGAAAGAAGGCUGGAACUUCUGUCACUCGGUGCUUGCACCAGACUCUCACCAUGGCCAAGAGGGUGCAAGCUCGCAGGCUGGACGGGAUUGACCACAACCCAUGGGUGGAGUUUGUGAAAAUGGCCAGUGAAUGCGAUGCUGUGAACUUGGGCCAAGGCUUCCCCGACUUCCCACCCCCAGAUUUUGCUGUGGAAGCCUUUCAGCACGCCCUCAGCAGCGACUUCAUGCUGAACCAGUACACCAGGGCAUUUGGUUACCCACCCCUGACAAAGAUCCUGGCAAGUUUCUUUGGGAAGCUGCUGGGACAGGAGAUAGACCCGAUCAAGAACGUGCUGGUGACUGUGGGUGCCUAUGGGGCCCUGUUCACAGCCUUCCAGGCCCUGGUGGAAGAAGGAGACGAGGUCAUCAUCAUUGAGCCCUUUUUUGACUGUUAUGAACCCAUGACGUUGAUGGCGGGGGGUCAUCCUGUGUUUGUGACCUUGAAGCCGGGCCCCACUCGGGAUGGGGAACUGGAUUCCAGCAGCAACUGGCAGCUGGACCCCACAGAGCUGGCCAGCAAGUUUACCUCUCAUACCAAAGCCCUAAUUCUCAACACACCCAACAACCCUGUGGGAAAGGUGUUCUCCAAGGCGGAAUUGGAGCUGGUGGCCAGCCUGUGCCAGCAGCAUGACGUGAUCUGCAUCACCGACGAGGUCUACCAGUGGCUGGUCUACGACGGGUACCAGCAUGUCAGCAUCGCCAGUCUUCCCGGUAUGUGGGAACGCACCCUGACCAUUGGCAGCGCUGGCAAGACCUUUAGCGCCACUGGCUGGAAGGUGGGCUGGGUCCUGGGCCCGGACAGCCUCAUGAAACACCUGCGCACGGUGCACCAGAACUCUAUCUACCACUGUCCCACGCAGGGUCAGGCGGCAGUGGCCCAGAGCUUCGAGCACGAGCAGCUUCACUUUGGCCAACCCAGCAGCUACUUUGCGUGGUUCCCGCAGGCCAUGCAGCGCACCCGUGACCACAUGAUACGCAGCCUGCAGUCUGUGGGCUUGAAGCCCGUGGUCCCCCAGGGCAGCUACUUCUUCAUGGCGGACAUCUCAGACUUCAAGAGCAAGAUGCCCGACUUGCCCGGUGACGUGGAUGAGCCCUACGACAGACGCUUCGUCAAGUGGAUGAUCAAAACCAAGGGCUUGGUGGCCAUCCCCGUCUCCACCUUCUACAGCGUGCCUCAUCGGAAGAUCUUUGACCACUAUAUCCGCUUCUGUUUUGUGAAGGAUGAGUCCACACUCCAGGCCAUGGAUGAGAAGCUGCAGAAAUGGAAGAAGGAGCUCAGGCCCUGACACCACCUGCUCGGCCCUGCCCCACCUGGUUCCCGCGGGCUCUGCCAGGCUCUGCCUUUGUCCGGGUUUCAGCCAUUCCCAGGUUGGGCAUAUGGAGUGGGGGGGGCCCUUCUCUGGGACACAGGAUGUCCCCCGGGCAGAGCUCUCUUUCUUGAUCUUGGUGGAUUCGGGAGCACCUAUAUUGUGUGCCUAUAUUCCUGUCCUGGUGGUGAGGUGUACCUGAGCCAGGCCUCUCCCUGCUCCUCCCUGGGUGGGGUGAUACAGUCCUGGGCCCCCUCUGUAUUUUUCCCAGUCUUGUCUGAGGCUCAGUGGACAGAGUCCAACAGGGUACUGGCCUUGAGUCCCAGCCCUGCCCUGGCCCCAGCCCUGCCCUGGCCCCAGCCCUGCACUGGCCCCAGCCAAGGCUUUAGCAUCCCUCCCUUUCCUUAUUUAACCUUCACUUUGGGAAGCGGUCUCUAGGCUUGAGUCCUCAAGCUGGUACCUUUCACCCGUAAUAAAGUUUUAAGUUAUUUAGACCCUUA